Messenger RNA from Sceloporus undulatus (fence lizard), 2051 nucleotides. It is a transcript of the gene SPINT2, whose product is annotated as serine peptidase inhibitor, Kunitz type 2. Gene Ontology annotation, molecular function: serine-type endopeptidase inhibitor activity. The transcript is spliced from 7 exons. Lineage: Eukaryota; Metazoa; Chordata; Lepidosauria; Squamata; Phrynosomatidae. Bases 85 to 873 code for a protein of 262 amino acids. The record is from RefSeq and is a predicted model, not a curated record.
UCUGGGAGCGGAGGGGCGUGGCUCACCUGAGGGGGGUCCGGCGGCCGCGGCCCCUGCUCUCCCAGAACGCUUUGGGCAGCAGCCAUGGAGCAGUCAAAGGAAGGGACCCAUGCGGCGCUGGCAGGAGCGCUGCUGCUGUUGUUGCUGUGCUCCGGGGCUGAGUCUCGGCCAGAUAGUUGCCAGUUGCCCAAAGUGGUGGGCCGAUGCCGGGCAGCGUUCCAGAGGUGGUGGUACAAUGCCACCAGCCAGACGUGCCAGAAAUUCAUCUUUGGAGGCUGUAGAGGCAACCCCAACAACUUUUUAUCCGAACAAGACUGCCUUCAGGAGUGUGCCACAGGUGGAGAAGUGGAGGCACCAGUGACCCCCGGCUGGCCAACAGAAGAGACGAUGUCCACCACUAAGGCUACAUCCAGGUCUGGUCACCGUUAUGAGCCAGGAGAUGACAGGGUUGGCUUCAAAGAGUACUGUGCUGCACCCAGGACAGUUGGUCCCUGCCGUGCCGCCUUCCCACGGUGGUACUUUGACAUUGAGACUCAAGCAUGCAAGGCGUUCAUUUAUGGUGGCUGUGGUGGUAACAAGAACAACUACAUCUCUGAGGAUCACUGCCUGAGCCAGUGCAAUGGAAAAGGAGAGAUCACUGAUGAGUCACCUGAUGCUCCCACCAACCAUGUUAACCUCAUAGACCCUCUGAUUCACUCCACCAGAGCUGUGAUUCUGUUGGUGGUCCUGGCCAUCAUGUCUGCCAUCCUGCUGGGAUCCAUGGUGGUCUUCUUUGUCAAGAUCUGUCGGAGGAGCCAGGAGCUCUCCCUGGGGACAGUGUGGAGCACACUGGAUGACAAGGAGUACCUGAUGAGCAACGCCUACACACUCUGAGAGCACAGCCUGGCUGCUCUCUCUGUGAGGAUGUGGCUGGGGCUCCAGCUGCCUGUAAAUAAUACAAAAAGCGGGGGGACCCUUCUCACCUUGACUCAUCCCUCUGUAGAUCCACCUUUGUAGGAACACUCUUGGAUCAUAAAUAUUUCCUGGGAAGGGCUCCUUCUCUCAUGAUGAUGAUGAUGUUCAUAUCUGCCCAAGGGCUUGUUUGGAAUUCAGCAGAGCUUUUGGUAUGUCCUUCACCAAAGGCCUUGGAGUGCAGAAGUGAGGGAGGGUUCUGUUGUCCUCAGAGGUCCUUCACAUCAAUCCCCUGUGGUUGUUUGCCUCCCUUGUGGGAAGAAAGGACACACAGUGGGGCUACAACUGUAAAGCAGAUGGGACUUAAGCAUGUGCCAGAGCCACCUUCAACUCUUUCUGAAAUGUGCUGCAGCCAGACUUGCAGUGAGGUGGGUCAUAGCCUAUGUAGACUAUACCUUUCCUACCCUAAGAAGAAGAAAAAGCUAUUGGUUUUCCCCAGUAUUGUUCCCUCUCCAUCUCCUGACUGCUUCCUGCCCCAGAAAAGGCCUGACUUGUUGGAGCUAAAAGUCUAUGAGUUGACUGAGCUGUGGUUUCUUGAGAUGUUGAGGCUUGGAGGGGAGAAUAGGAAAUUGUCCAUUUACCUGUUAUCCAGGUGACAUGUUUAUGCCCAUCUCCCUAGCUAUACCUCCUAGAUGUUUUCUUGGGAUCUGAAGCGAGUCUUAGACUGUGUCUCACUUGGAAAAACCAAAUAGCAACCACAUGCAUUUCAGUUUUGGAGCUCUUAUUGUGUUGCUGCAACUGCUUCAGUUGCUGGGGACUGCGAGGAGCUCUUCUGCCUCCGAGUCAGAUCUCCAACAGCACAGUAACCUUUGCCUGGCAAGCCUCUGUCUCUCUGCACCACUGUGCCUGUCUUAAGUGAUGCCUUCUUGCCUCCAAGGGAAAGAAGUUUGGAUCUCCACCAUAUAUCCCUUCCCUGGGGCAGCGGGCAGCAGAAGAGUUUCUGUGUCUGAGCAAGAUACUAUUUGUGUAGCGUUUAAGAAUUUUUAUACUUUUUAAAAAAUUGAAACUUGAUUGUGUUGACUCUCUUUGGGAAUUGUUCUUUUAACUGCCUUUUUAAAAAACAUUGGAAGGACUUUGAAUAAAACAGAAUAAAAAUUAAA